This is a messenger RNA of Elephantulus edwardii (Cape elephant shrew), 729 nucleotides long. It is a transcript of the gene MND1, whose product is annotated as meiotic nuclear divisions 1 homolog (S. cerevisiae). Gene Ontology annotation, biological process: reciprocal meiotic recombination. The transcript is spliced from 8 exons. Gene Ontology annotation, cellular component: nucleus. Gene Ontology annotation, molecular function: double-stranded DNA binding. Bases 1 to 729 code for a protein of 242 amino acids. The record is from RefSeq and is a predicted model, not a curated record. Lineage: Eukaryota; Metazoa; Chordata; Mammalia; Macroscelidea; Macroscelididae.
AUGGGGUUCCACUUUUGUGUUGGCAGCCCAGCUGGGCUGCGGAGUCGGCGCCUGGCCGGCCGGUCCCCGCUGCUGGUCGUGCCGCCUGGCCGACUCGGAGACCACGGUCUUCCGUCAAAGAAAAAAGGACUGAGUGCAGAAGAAAAGAGGACGCGCAUGAUGGAAAUAUUUUUUGAGACGAAAGAUGUAUUUCAACUAAAGGAUAUGGAGAAGAUUGCUCCUAAAGAGAAAGGCAUUACUGCAAUGUCAGUAAAAGAAGUCCUUCAGAGCUUAGUGGAUGAUGGCAUGGUUGACUGUGAGAGGAUUGGAACUUCAAAUUAUUAUUGGGCAUUUCCAAGUAAAGCUCUUCAUGCACGGAAGCGUAAAUUAGAGAUUCUGGAGUCUCAGUUGUCUGAAGGAAGCCAAAAGCAUGAAAACCUACAAAAAAGUAUCGAGAAAGCAAAAAUUGGUCGGCAUGAGACAGAAGAACGAACCAAGCUAGUAAAGGAGCUUUCUUCCCUUCGACACCAACAGGAACAGCUCAAGGCGGAAGUAGAAAAAUAUAAAGAAUGUGACCCACAAGUAGUGGAAGAAAUACGUCAAGCAAAUAAAGUAGCCAAAGAAGCUGCGAACAGAUGGACAGAUAACAUAUUUGCAAUAAAGUCUUGGGCAAAAAGAAAGUUUGGAUUUGAAGAAAAUAAAAUUGAUAAAAACUUUGGAAUUCCAGAAGACUUUGACUACCUAGACUAA